UGUGCUCAGUUUUAUAUGAAAGUUUUGCUAAGGAGGCCGCCUUCCUCGUCGCUCUCGUAUCCCGGCGCGGGUGCUAAUGACGAUGCCCGUAGUCCCGGAAGUGGCGGUACACCCGGACCCCUCAGCCAACAAGCGCCAGCCAGCCUAGAUUCAUCGGACCCUGAUGCAAUGGGCAAAUGGUGUCCACGUAGGGAAUGGAGUUCGCCUCCUGACGCGCAACGCACGACGACCGACGGGCGUCGUGGUGUCCUUUAUUCGUCGGUCUUCCUUGGCAGUCCCGCGGGUGACGCGAGUAACGCGAGUAUCGGUAGCGGCGAAGGUACGGGUGAGGAAGAUGACGAUUCGUCGGGAAAGAAAAACCAAAAGAAACGAGGUAUCUUUCCUAAAGUUGCGACGAACAUCCUCAGGGCGUGGCUUUUUCAACAUCUCACGCAUCCAUACCCCUCGGAAGACCAGAAAAAACAGUUGGCACAGGACACGGGGUUGACGAUUCUUCAAGUUAAUAAUUGGUUUAUUAACGCGAGACGUAGAAUCGUUCAACCGAUGAUCGACCAGAGUAAUCGAGCCGGACCAAGCGGGGCAUACAGUCCGGAUGCGACGAUGGGCUACAUGAUGGACGGACAGGCGGCCAGUAUGAUGCACCGGCCGCCCGGCGAUCCUACCUUCCACAAUCAGUACCAUUAUCCAGAGUACUACGGACAUCACUUAUAAAGGAGUACUUGCAAAACAGAAUGGAUGGUGAAACGACGGUUCUAACGACAUGAGAAGCGUGACGGACCUAUCGUGCUCUGGCGUAGAUUAGAAUCGGAGGACAACGAUGAUCCGUGACCUCCAGGACGACCACCAGGGUACACAGUCUUGACGAUGUCUUACUACGCCGCACGUCGAAAUCCGUGACAUUUGGAUGCUCGGGAAUGAGGAAAAGAAAGGUCGAAGAAGUGAAGUUCCCACUUCAAAGAGAAAGGAUAAGGCAGAUGAAACGCCGCAGGAGGCCGAUAAACGAAGAUCGUGAAAUUGUGGAAAAAAGAAAGACGAUUACGCGAGGCGGAGCGAAGUGGCUGCGGAAGCGACACAAAAAUGAAAGAACACGAAAGGAAUGAAGCAGCGACUAGGUCUCAAGAGUGACGCAGUCGCGAAAAAAUUCAUGUGAUUGUUCUUUGUACAAAUAUCGCGGUGUAAUAUUGUAGUGAUUGAAGAAUUUAAAUGUUAAAUUUUAAUACGAUCGCGAUCGAGAUAUAUUAAUGAAAUAUAAGUGAUAUAUAGGCAAUUUAGCGGGCAUGUACAUUAAAAAAGAAGAAGCAAAUACACACCCGGUGCUCGCACGGAAUAGAGAAUAUGUUCAAGUGCACAGACAACGCGAGAAAGGUAUAAAAGAGACAUUAU
Pogonomyrmex barbatus (red harvester ant) is the source of this 1383-nucleotide messenger RNA. Its product is annotated as homeobox protein homothorax. Gene Ontology annotation, molecular function: DNA binding. NCBI's taxonomy places the organism in Eukaryota, Metazoa, Arthropoda, Insecta, Hymenoptera, Formicidae. The record is from RefSeq and is a predicted model, not a curated record. Gene Ontology annotation, biological process: regulation of DNA-templated transcription.